This is a messenger RNA of Pseudonaja textilis, 1615 nucleotides long. NCBI's taxonomy places the organism in Eukaryota, Metazoa, Chordata, Lepidosauria, Squamata, Elapidae. The record is from RefSeq and is a predicted model, not a curated record.
GCGGGCCCAGCGCGGCGGGGGCGAUUGUGGUGGGUGGGCUUCUCCGCCUGUAGAGUCUCGUCGCGUCGCCGGCAUGUCGCGGAGCCCCAGCGAGGCCGCGGAGGAGCGGGAGUCGGCAGAAGAUAAUUCUCUUGCUCUGACCUAUGAUUCUGAUACAGAAACAACACUAAAGAAAAAAAUGUCUCGCAGGCCUGCAAAAUCAAGGUCUCCGUACACCUCUCACACCUGCCUCCAUUCUAAACGGACUGGAUUUCUGCGGACGUUUAAAAGCGCAGAGAGUAAACGCUUUGAGAGCCCCUUAGUGAAAGCCUCAAGGCAGUAUUGGCGUGGGUCUCUGAAGCAAGGUACCUGGAUGAGCCACUCCAAGUCCGACAUUGGCAUCAGAACUGCUUUCUCCCCUCUUGCCGGCAGCACACCUGAGUAUCUCAAGGAAGCUUUGGGGAUGAAGAAACCAAAACACGCUCGCUCUGCCAGCCGUGGCUACAUCCCUGGGACUCCAGACUAUAAGGAGAAGGAGGAUAUGUACGACGAGAUCAUCGAGCUAAAAAAGACAAUCCAAGCCCAGAAGUGCGAAGCGGAUCGGAUGAAAACCAAACUUCGGCGGGUGGAAGAAGACAACACGCGGAAGGACAAGCAAAUUGAGCACCUUUUGGAGCCCUUCAAAUAUUCUGAAUUUAGCUGGGUGCGGACAGAACAGAAAAAUGAGAACAGCUUGAUGAUAAACGGUUUGAAGCAGAAGAUUCUCAGGCUAGAACAGCAGUGCAAGGAGAAAGACAACACCAUUAACCAACUCCAGGCAGACACGAGGAAUACCGACGUGGAAGAAAUGACCAUCGCUCUGCGGACUUCCUACCAAGAGAUCCGGCGCCUCCAGAACCUGCUGACGCACUCAAAAGCCGUGCAACAGAAAACUUCUGAGCGUUCACCCCAGAAGGUGCUCAGCACGGUCGUCUUCCAGCUGUCCGAAAGGAUGAAGGAGCUGCAGGAGCAGAACGAAAGGCUGAAAGCAGAGAUGGACCACGCUCUGAGCAGCUUCCUCUCCUCCAGCCAAGCCAAAAAUUACGUUGCUCGCCAGAGGCAGAAACUGAUCCAGCUGAUUUCUACUGGGGAAAAAGAAAUGGAGGAUGGGUUGCGGCCUUCAGAGGCCAGCAGGGCGCUGUUGCUCUCUCCCACAGCUUCUGAAGAAGUGGAUCACUCGGUUGCUAAGGAAUCCGAUCUCCCAGAAGUGGGUGAAACUCACGGCAAGACGGUCCUUGCGGGGCUGAGAGACCAUAUUCUCGUCCUUCAGAACCAGCUGGCAGUUAAAGAGGCAGAAAUCCAGCAGCUCAGAGGGAAGUUGAGAGAACUGGAAGGAGACCACGAGGCCCCCUGCAGACAGGCUGGGAUUGAUGGGACACAACCUCCAAAUCAGGCUCCAGAUCCAUCUCCCGGGCUCUGCCCUUUGCCUGGAGUUGUUGACUGCAAAACAGGGGAGGAAGAGGAGGAGGAGGAAGAGGAGGAAGAGAAGACAGCAGCCGCGAGACUCGUUCGAUCUGAUGGUUUUAAUGGAGCAGCAACCCAGCCCGGCUUGUCCUUCAGGCUGAAUGUCCAUGGAGAUUCACAGCCUUCCAGGUGA